ACGUUCCAUUCAAAUGCACUAUACGGGGUUACGGUUUUUUAUGAAGCUAUCAUUUAAGGGUCCGUUCCAGUUCUGAUAAUGUAUCCUGUUAAAUACUUAUAUGCUGAACAUCUGCCAUUAAAGUUGGUCGACUUGGAACGCGGUUGUCUGUUAUUAAGGAACAGACACGUAUUUCGAGAGCAAAUAGUAUGGCCCUGUUUUGCAGGAAGUAGCCUCCGAAGCGUUUUCCAAAUAGACUUUAAACAACGUUGUUGACAUGAGUGGCCCUGAAGCCCAUUUCGAUCCAAAAGAGCAUCAACACCUGCGGUAUAACCCUCUGAGGGACACCUGGGUCCUGGUCUCAGCCCACCGCAUGAAGAGACCCUGGGCCGGUCAGGUGGAAAACCCUCCAGAGGAAUGUAUACCAAGAUAUGAUCCUUACAAUCCACUGUGUCCUGGAAACACACGUGCUAAUGGAGAGACAAAUCCAGAAUACAAGAGCACUUUUAUUUUUGAAAAUGACUUCCCUGCCAUGCAGUCAGAUGCUCCGGAUCCUCCUUCAGAUCAACAUCCAUUGUUCCAGUCUAAAGCUGCCAGAGGAGUGUGCAAGGUCAUGUGUUUCCAUCCCUGGUCUGACAUCAGCCUUCCGUUGAUGAAUCAAGGAGAAGUUGUCAGUGUGAUUGACAAGUGGGCGGAACUCAUAGAAGAACUGGGUGCCACCUACCCUUGGGUUCAGAUCUUUGAAAAUAAAGGAGCUAUGAUGGGUUGUUCCAAUCCACAUCCGCAUUGUCAGGUGUGGGCUAGCAACUUCCUCCCAAAUGAGCCAGCUCUGUCUGAUCGUUGUCAGAGAGCCUUCUAUGAAAAACACAAAGAGCCGCUGCUGCUGCAAUAUGCCAAGCAAGAAGUUGAGAGAAAGGAACGGUUGGUGGUGAUGAAUUGUAAUUGGCUGGCAGUGGUUCCUUACUGGGCGACGUGGCCCUACCAGUUGCUGCUGUUACCACGCCGACAUGUCCUCAGAAUCAAUGAGUUGACCGCAGAGGAGAGGGAGAGCCUGGCGGACAUUAUGAAGCAACUGCUGACCAAAUACGACAAUCUAUUUAAUGUGUCCUUUCCCUACUCCAUGGGUUGGCAUGGAGCCCCCACUGGCCCUUACUUAAAGGAUGACAACUCCCAUUGGCAGCUGCACGCUCACUACUACCCACCUCUGCUGCGCUCAGCCACAGUUAAGAAGUUCAUGGUCGGCUAUGAGAUACUUGCUCAGGAGCAGAGAGACCUCACUCCUGAACAGGCUGCAGAGAGGUUACGGAAUCUACCAGAUGAGCACUAUAAAAGAAAACACGGAGAAGAGAAAUGAAGAAGACAAAAUGUUAAUGGAGUUUAUAGAUCAAAGGAGUGGAGAAAAUGGAAAUAAUGUUUUUGUACUCUAAACAAGUCAAGGCAAAAAUAAAACAAAAAAUCAAAAUAUCCAAUAUUA
Syngnathoides biaculeatus (alligator pipefish) is the source of this 1453-nucleotide messenger RNA. It is a transcript of the gene galt, whose product is annotated as galactose-1-phosphate uridylyltransferase. Lineage: Eukaryota; Metazoa; Chordata; Actinopteri; Syngnathiformes; Syngnathidae. The transcript has 11 exons. Gene Ontology annotation, molecular function: UDP-glucose:hexose-1-phosphate uridylyltransferase activity; zinc ion binding. Gene Ontology annotation, cellular component: cytoplasm. Bases 257 to 1333 code for a protein of 358 amino acids. Gene Ontology annotation, biological process: beta-D-galactose catabolic process via UDP-galactose, Leloir pathway. The record is from RefSeq and is a predicted model, not a curated record.